Protomyces lactucae-debilis is the source of this 1048-nucleotide messenger RNA. Its product is annotated as Alpha/Beta hydrolase protein. Lineage: Eukaryota; Fungi; Ascomycota; Taphrinomycetes; Taphrinales; Protomycetaceae. The transcript has a single exon. Bases 119 to 982 code for a protein of 287 amino acids. The record is from RefSeq and is a predicted model, not a curated record.
GGAGAAGCGAAGCAUCUAUACAAUCACCCCGCUAGCCUGCGGACAUUCUUGGACCGAUAGACCUAAAUAGUCUACUUGAACGCCCUCGUACAGUCUCUCGAAAGACAACUCAUCAGACAUGGCUUCCUACCCUGUUCAGCUGUGCGAGCUAGACAAUGGCGUCAAACUAGCGUAUCGCCUCGCACGACCUCUCGAUCAAAGCAAAGAGACCAUUGUCUUGUUUCAUUCCUUCUUGAUGGACUCGCGUCUCUAUCUUCCUCAGUUUGAGGAUGAUUCGUUUGCGGCAUUCAAUCUGGUUGCUGUUGAUGAGCACGGACACGGCUAUACGGAAGGGCCCGAGGACUUUACCUUCUGGGACUCGGCUCGCGAUGGCCUUGCAUUGAUGAAGGAACUUGGUGUACCGCGCUUCUAUAUCCUCGGAACGAGCCAAGGCGGCUUCAUUGCCAUGCGCAUGGCUCUCCUCGCCUCAGAAUCGACCGACCCGGCCGCUCAAACCGCCGUCAAAGGUCUCAUCCUGCUCGGUACGAAUGCCGCCUCUGAAAGCGACGAAAACAAGCAACUCUUCAAGCAAGUCCGUGACUUUUGGUGCUCAACCGAUAUUCCAACAGAAGACGCCAUGCGUACCAAGACGGGCAGUUUCGGCGGGCCAGAAGUGGUCGGUGAAGAGACGUACCGGCAGAUCUGUGAGAAUUGGCGACGUCGACAUUCAGGUUCUCGGGGAUACGACCCUGCUAUGCGAUGUUUGUCCGGUCGUGACUCCAUCGUCGAUCGACUUGGAGAAAUCAAGGUGCCUGUCUUGGUGAUGCAUGGUACGGCUGAUACGAUCUACAGUGUUGCUGGUGCGCAACAAUGGGCCAAGAAGCUUCCUAAUGUGUGGUCCUUCAAAGUUGUAGAUGGAGGCUUCCAUUACUUGAGCUUUACUUCACCUGGUACCGAAGCCUGCGCAGAAUACAUUCCACUGUUCAUCAAGUCGACACUCUAGAAUGGUCUCUGGCAUUUCAGGGACUCUCAGGGGCUGGAAGGAUUUUGACCUCUUGUUUGCUGGGCU